AUGGUCGACUUCGAAAAAAUCUUAAUUUCGAUUUUAUCAACAGAAAAAGCGACAAGGCAGCAUGGUGAAGCCAAUCUUGAAGCCCUCUUAAAAUCAAGCCCAGAACAAGCCUGCUAUGGCUUGAUUUCAGCAAUUUCUACUUCGAAUCCUGAAAUAGCUGGACUAGCCGCCAUCCUUUUCAGGAAAAAACUCCUAGAUGAAGAAUAUAUAAAAACAAUUCCUGAGUCAAGCUGCAUUAAUGUGAAAUCUUCAUUAAUUGGCCUUGUUAUGCCAGAAAAGCCUUUAUCAUUAUUAAAACUCAUUGCAGAUGACUUAGUAGGUCUUGCAGUCAUCAAUAACUGGGCGCAUGAGCUUAUGUCAUUUAUGGGACAAUGGAGCUCAUCUGAAAACUCAACAAUUAAGCAAUUUUCAAUGUAUUUAUUUGAGCUUGCCACAGAACACAGUGGGAUGAUGGUCGUUAUGAGCCAAAAUGCCGAUUCUGUAAUGACCAUUAUGUGGAACGCCUUACAAUGCCCAGAAAAUAACGUCAGAUUGUCAGCUUGUAAAACUAUUAUGACGUUUAUGAUAGGACUGAGUGAUGAAAUUAUUAUAAAUAAAUAUGUACAAGCAUUAGACUAUAUUCUUGAUUUGACAGCGCAGGUCCUUAAAGAAGGAAACUACGUCCCAGACCAUCUGUGCCAAGUGCUAUUUACAUUAGCUGAGCUAACUGAAGCGUAUCCGAGGCUGUGGAAAGAAAAAAUAGAAAAAUUAGCCUCAAAUAUGUCAGGGAUUGCGAGAAAUUAUCAAUUGGCUACUGAGCUGAGGGCAGCUGCUAUAGAAGUGAUUAUUACUUUAAUUAAAAAAAUCCCUGGGAGACUCAAAAAAAAUGUAUAUUUUAUUCAAGAAAUUUUGGCUUUAGGGUUCAGCUUGACUACUGAGGUAGAUUUUCCUUAUGAUCUAGACGGCUGGAACCAAGAAGGGCCUGAAUUAGUGGUAAUACAGAAUGAUCCAUAUAGCUUAGGAAAAGAUUUGCUACUGAGGAUGGCGAAUUUUUUGCAAGAGGCUAUAUUUCCUUAUGCGAUGCAGCUGAUCCCUGCACACCUACAAGCUCCACAUUGAGCAAAUCAGCAUACAGGGAUAUUGGCGAUUGGUAUAAUUUCUGAAGGGUGUAAGCCUAAUAUCAGGCAAAUUCUUCCUCAUAUUAUAUAUUUUUUGUAUUAUAUAACUCUUUAUUAUUUAUUUUUUAAAAAAUAGUCCUAGUAAGUUUAUUAAGUAUAUCUACCUUAACCCCAUUUGCAAAUUCAGACUCUCCAAGGCUGAAAUGGGCAGUUAUGACUACAAUUGGCCUCUUAUGCUCAGAAUUCCACCCAGAACUGCAAAAUGCAUAUCAUUUUGAAAUCCUCUCUGCCAUUCUCUCAUGCUUGUCCAGCAAUAACCUCGCCAAAGUCCAAGCCCAAGCCUCAGCAAGCAUGGUAAACUACUCCAAAGGUCUCCUCUACAAAAACAGCAGCAAAGAUCUUGCCUUAUUCCCUUAUCUCAGCACCUUAAUCCAGCACUUUUUAUCAAUCCUAACCUCCCCAUCUAGUCCUUUAUUUUUGCUUCAGGAAGCCCUUAACGCAAUUGCUAUGAUUGCCUGUGCUUCUGAGUCAAAUUUUGCCCCAUAUUACCAUCAACUUGUAUAUGGGCUGAGAAAAUUAAUAAAUUCUAAUGGAAAUUCGCCAGCCGAAAAAGAAGUGAGGGCAACUUGUAUAAAAUGCCUUGGGUGUAUUAUAGAAAGUGUAGGAGAAGCUGGUGAUGCAUUUAAAGACGAUGCAGUAUCAUUAUUAGACGAUUUAAUGAGGAUAAGGAGCACGCUUAACGACGCUGACCAAGUUUUCCAAGCAAUUAAUGAAGUUCUAUCAUAUUAAAUUAAAUUUAAAUAAAAAACAUUUUUCAGUAUAAAAUAACAAUUAUUUAUUAGUAAAUAAAUACUGGACUCAUGCUUUUAACCAGAAUAAUCAUAAUAUUUCGCAAGCUCAUUAAAAGAAAGGUUUGCCCCAUAUCUAGAAGUGUUAAUCCCACAGAUAUUCGCCCAUGCUGAGCAAGUAAUUGAUUUUAAAUUUGCAGACGCUGAAAGUGCUGAUGCUUUAUGCCUAGACCAAGGAAUGAGUGCCUUACAAUUCGAGCUGCGAGGUCUUGGAAAAAAGCAGCUUGCUAUCAGUACUACAUGUUUAGAAAACAAAAUUAAAGCCUGCAAAAUUUUAUAUGACUUAGUCUCCUCAUUAGGAGUUUCUUUUAGCCCUUAUGUUGACCAAGCUGCUCAGAUUCUAUCGAAACUUAUAACUUUUCCUUAUAACUCUGUGAUAAGGAAAUACUCAUUAAAAGCUGUACAAAAUUUACAAAGCUGCUGUGCCUCACAGACUCAGGCUGAGCUAUUUUUGAGGACAUUAGUUCCGAAUUUUAUUAUAGCAUUAGCAAAAUCUGGGGUGAGGAAUCCUGGAGCUUGUAAUAAGCAGCUGAGAGUGCUUUUGAGAUGCAUGAAAAAGGUGCAGAAUGUAGGGGUUAUUGGGAUAAGUUCAGCUCAAGAAUUAAGCAGGAAGCUUGCUAUGUGUCUGAAUGAGGUUUUAAAUAGAAAAAAUUGCAGAUCUCAUGAGCAAAUAAAUCUUGCUGAACAAGAUUUGUAUGAAGAGGAACUCGCUGAGUUUGAGGAGUCUGAAAGAAUAGAUGACGAAAUUCUGCAAAAAACGAUGGAAAUUGUUGGCAUUUUACUAUAAAUUUUUACUAUAGGCUUUAUUUUUUUAAAAAAAAGAUAAAAUAGCUAUAUUUAAUAUAAAUUCCUAUAAAGUCCUACAAAACUCAAUUCCAGCCCAUAUUUUUACAAGAAUUCAAAAGCAUUUUUGGUGAAUUUCUUUAUAAGCCAAACGCAACAGAAAACGAAACUCUAUUUUCACUCUGCAUGUUUUGUGAUUAUGUUGAGUUUACCCACGAUAUUUUUUUUAGCAAUACGUCUUCUCCUAUUGUUGAGCAAUUUAUCAAAAAUUGCUACCAUCAUAACCCUGAUAUCAGACAAAGUGCAGCAUAUGGACUUGGGCUUUCUGCUUAUUUUGGGGACCCAACUGCAUUCAGAAUUUACCUUCAAGAAUCAAUUAAAGCAAUCAAUUACAUGCUGAAUCUUCCUGAUUCAAGAAGUGAAAAGCUUUUGGUUUCUUCAGAAUGUGCUGCAGGCGCUUUACUCCACCAAUUAAUAAAUAGAAAUUCUUAAUUUUUGGUAAAAUUUGCAUCUCAAUUAGCAAGAAAAAAAAAUUUUUAAUAUUUAUAUCAUAGAUAAGAAUUUAUUUAUGCAAAUUUUUUAUAUUUUUUGCCAUCUAAAAUAUAAAUUUAUGGUUUCUUUUCAAUUUAUUAAAAAUUAAAGCAUAUGGAAAACCUGCCAAAGCAAAGGGGAUUUUAGGAAAAAUUGCAUUAUAUCAUGCUUCUGAACUAAUUCCAAACUGGCUGAAUUGGCUGCCUUUUAAAUCAGACCCUGAAGAGGCCCAAAUAGCACACACUUUGCUUUUUGAUAAUAUAAAUUUGCUCAAUAACUACAAUUCAAAGGUCGCACAAAUCUGCGCAGAAAUGAAAACACUACCUCUGAAUUAUUUACCAGAAAAAAGCUGUCAGUUGUUAGGUUAA
This is a messenger RNA of Blepharisma stoltei, 3627 nucleotides long. The record is from the annotation of a GenBank genome assembly. NCBI's taxonomy places the organism in Eukaryota, Ciliophora, Heterotrichea, Heterotrichida, Blepharismidae.